Messenger RNA from Acromyrmex echinatior (Panamanian leafcutter ant), 3114 nucleotides. RefSeq names its product proximal sequence element A Pbp95 (gene Pbp95). NCBI's taxonomy places the organism in Eukaryota, Metazoa, Arthropoda, Insecta, Hymenoptera, Formicidae. The record is from RefSeq and is a predicted model, not a curated record. Gene Ontology annotation, molecular function: RNA polymerase III type 3 promoter sequence-specific DNA binding; RNA polymerase II cis-regulatory region sequence-specific DNA binding. Gene Ontology annotation, biological process: snRNA transcription by RNA polymerase II; snRNA transcription by RNA polymerase III. Gene Ontology annotation, cellular component: snRNA-activating protein complex.
AUUUUGAUUAAUAAUGAUAUCAUAUCCAGUAUUAUUAUUUUAUUAUUCAAUAUUGCUUGAGAAGACUUCCUAAAAACUCCAGCUUUCUUUUGCACAUUCGUUGCAGGAACCGGUCGAUAUUACUCACACAAGAGGCAGACAAGAAGUCAUAUACUUUUAUUCAUUAUGAGCGAAUUGGACGAGUUGGAUCUCUUGGAUAUCCAAGCUGAUAUUCAGGCUCUUGAUGAAGUUUUAGCUUGGUCUGCGAAAAAAAAAUCCCAGCAACAUGUUAGCAACAAUCAACAAUCUGACGUUUCAUCGAAUGUCGACGUUGAGAACGACGAUGACUGUGUCAACUAUCUCCAAGUGAAUCAAGAAAUUGAAAACUCUCUAAAUGCUUACGAGAUUAAUACAAGAUUGAUUUCGGGCUUGACGAUAGCUAAGAAGAAAUUGACUGCUCUGUUGGAAGAGUGUGAGCAGAAGAUAAGUCUACUGGACGAGAAGUGGAAGAAAUCCACGGAUGAGUCGAGCUCAAAUUUCAAAUUGGCAAUCAGUAAUGCUGGUAUACCAUACUUCAAAGACAAGGAUUAUUUCGGUGCUCCCAAGAAUAUUGAUACUAAGCGAAAGGAAGCUGCCGGUGAGGUGUUCCUUUUGAAUUUGAAAAAGCCUAACCGUUGGUCAGGAAAAGACAGAGAAAUGCUUUUAAGUGCCAUAAACAAUCAAGCUAUCGAAUCUGUAUUGUCUGGAGGAUUCAACAAAGAAAUUGAUGAGUCGACAUCUAAUGAUCAAACUAAGAAAACUACAUUAGUGAUUCCCAGAAACUUUAAUGAGAUGGUGGGGCCGUUGGGUGCGAGAGAAUUCGAUUGGCACAAGAUUUCUGUUAUGGAUUUCGACAAUAAACAUUCACCAGGUGAAUGCAGGGCUAUGUGGAAUGUUUACCUGCAUCCUGCUUUCAAGAAAAGUGAAUGGACAAAUGCAGAAGAUAAGAAACUGCUGAAAUGUAUUAGAGAAUAUAAAUGUCAAGAUUGGGAUGCUAUUGCGCAAAAAUUAGGCACAAACCGUAGCGCGUAUCAAUGUUUUAUCAGAUAUAAUACUAUCAAAAAAGUACCGUUAGCUGGACAACCAUGGACCAGACAGGAGGACAAACAUCUUAUAAAAAUUAUAAACGCAAUCAAGAUCGGAGACUAUAUUUCUUGGUCCGAUGUUGCUAAUCAUUUUCGACACAGAACCAAGCAACAAAUUUACGUACGAUGGACGUAUAGGAAAGCACCGCAUUUGAUAAAAGGUAGAUUCAGUCGUCAGGAAACAUUAACUCUCCUGAAAGCGGUGCAGAAGUAUGGCAUGGACUUUUGUAAAAUUUCAACCACCGUAAUGUCACAUCGAACUUCGGUACAACUCCAAGAGCGUUACCAUACGGUGGUAUCCAAUAUCUAUAAUCGAUACAAUAUUUGGACACUCAAUGAUGAUAUGAUGUUAAUUAAUCUACAGUUGCAAUAUAGUAACGAUUGGUCCAGAAUAGCCAAGUAUUUUUCUGAUAAGACAAGAACACAAGUAAGACACCGAUAUAACGCAUUACUAAAAUAUAUAGCAAAGGGUGUCAGUCUUGAAACUAUACCUAGACUGCCUCUUACAAUUUCCAAUAAAAGAAAUUUUAUUAAUAAAAAAUCAUCAUCCAAUAAAACACUAAAAAGACAUAUUAAAAAUUCAAUAUUUGAGAUGCAACCUGUUGUAAAUAUUUUUGAUAUUCAAUUAAGAUUAUAUGAAGCUCUUUGUUUUCCACUUUCAAUUAAAUCUAAUAAUUCUGAAGAACUUUACAACAUUGAACAGCUUAUACGUGAUACUAAAAAAUUAUACAACACAUUAAAUUUAUUAAACGCCAAUCUUGAUAUUCCAGAUGAUUUUCUGAAUUAUGUGCAGUUGAAUAAUAAAGAGAAACAACUUUUAAUUUCUUUAAAAGAAUAUUUAAACGUAAGACAUGUACAGAGUAAUGAACUGAUAGAAAGAUAUAGUAUACGAAUGUUCGGUUGUGCCCCACAAGUUAAUGAAGAUGAUUUUUUUAUACCACCACUUCCAUUUGAUGGACAUGUAAGGCUCAGAAAAAUAAUUAAAAAUCAAAAAAAUACUAUAAACUAUAAUUUAGCCAUUAAUGAAAAAUUUCUUAUUGAUAUACCUGCAGAUUUCUCUAUAAUUCCCUCCGUAUUUCCUUUUAUUAAUAUUGAGGAAGAAAUUCAGUUUCACAAAUUUGGUCAGUUCUUAACAAGUGACUACCACAAUUUUUUAGAGCAAAAAAAUUUAGAUUUAUAUAAAUCAAUAAAAUGUAUCUUUUGUUUUACUAAAAAAACACAGAUGUCAAAAGAGACUUUAUUAGAACACAAUAGAUUGAAUGUGAAUUCAGAAAUAAGUUUGGAAGAUUAUGAACAAGUGGAAUUAAAUGAGUCAAAGAAAGCUGAUAAAUCAGAGGUAAGUUUGGAAGCUUAUGAACAAUCGAAAUUAAACAAGUUUAACAAGGAAACUACUAGUGUCAAAGAAGACGUUGAAGAUGUAAAUAUGGAUAAUAUAAUUCCGCCAAAUCAAGCGACUUUGAUAGGUAUAAAGAAUUUAUUUCUUUGGAAAUUAUUGUACGACUAUCAACACGAAUCUCAUCUACGAUGUGAAUUGAUGGCAUCAAUUGAAAAUGAAUUAAAAUCAAAACGUAAUGCGACAAAUUCUGAAUUUAUGGAAAUGGAAAGCGCUGAAUAUCAGCUACUGCGAGUUCGCCUACGGCAAUUAUUUGAACUUCCAAUAGGUUUGUCGAACACUAUACUGGAAGUGCAAGGGCCAGAAGCAAUAUUUUUAAAAGAUAAACCGACUCAUCGAAUUAUUUCAACAAAAAGAAAGUUUGAAGACGAUAGUGAAGAUGAAAAUACAGAAAUAAAUCCUUUAGAACUAAAUAAAAAAAAUAAUUCAAACGUUCCAACUGAUAGCAAUUCUCAACUCAACUUGGACAUUGCAUUGACAAACCUUCCUAGAGUACGUAGCUGUAAAAUAGUUAAGAAAAAAUAUAAAAUCACUAGAAAAUAACGCAAAAUUCUGGAUGUCAUUCAAAUCAGUAUCGAAAUAUUUGUAGGAAGCAUUAAAGUUUUAUUUAUCUCCAAA